Messenger RNA from Rubroshorea leprosula, 758 nucleotides. NCBI's taxonomy places the organism in Eukaryota, Viridiplantae, Streptophyta, Magnoliopsida, Malvales, Dipterocarpaceae. The record is from the annotation of a GenBank genome assembly.
UGCUCUUCUUUUUCUCCUCUGCCGACUGAAGCCCCCAAGCCACCGACUUUCUUCCCCCUUGAAAAGCCGGUGAGAUCUUGAUGAAAUUCCUUCCUUUUCUUGUUGAAUCACAAGAUUUAGGACCUAGAAUCUUCCCUCUCAACCCAGAAAAAUCCCAGUUCUGCUCUGCUCUUCUCCCCUGCAGUCGGCAAGAGCCCCAGCUACCGCCACCCAUUUCCAGCCGGAAACACUGGCCAAGCUUGGGGAUUUCUCCCUAUUUUCUUGUUCUAGAACAGCCAUUAAACCCAGAAUUUCCAGAUCUGUUCUGUUUUGCGUCUUCCUCCCUUUGUUGCCCGCCGGCUGCUAUGUGGGUGUGAGGUUUUUGGGCUUUUUCUGAGCCGUCAGUCCCCUGCAGAAAAUUCCCGCCGGCCUCUUCCCCCUGCAGCUUCGGUUCUUGCUGGAAAAUUCUGGUAAGUUGUCGGCUUUUCCAAGCUUAAAAUUACCCAUUUAAUUGUUGGGUUUUGUCCACUAAGUGCUGCCCUGUGCUUGUCCGAAUUUUGUUGGAAAAUGGGGGAAUUCCGGUAGCAUUUAAAUGUGUUUUUGUGCCUGGUUUAUGUAGAAUUAGCUUAAUUGGGCUGUUGUGAUGUUGUGUAGGAGUAAUCCCGUGACUUAGCCAUUGUUGGCCAAAGCCGUGGGUCUCCAUUGCUUGUCCAGGAAAUAGGAAUGAAUUUUGGUAGCUUUAAACUAUGUUUUUAAGUGUGGGUUAAGUAGAAAAUUAG